Cariama cristata (Red-legged seriema) is the source of this 766-nucleotide messenger RNA. RefSeq names its product olfactory receptor 10G4-like. Gene Ontology annotation, cellular component: membrane. The transcript has a single exon. Gene Ontology annotation, biological process: G protein-coupled receptor signaling pathway. Lineage: Eukaryota; Metazoa; Chordata; Aves; Cariamiformes; Cariamidae. The annotation marks the transcript as partial. Gene Ontology annotation, molecular function: olfactory receptor activity. The record is from RefSeq and is a predicted model, not a curated record.
GGCUGAAAAGAGACACCAGGCAUUGUGUGUCAUUCACAAUUUGGCCUGUCAUGAUUUACCAUGGAGAAGGAGCAACAACAUCUCCUUCUUUAGGGACAGAAGUCUUGGUUGGAAGGAGAAAAGCUAUCACAGCGCCAUGACAGAUUUCAUCCUCAUGGGCCUCCCCCACGCCCCAGAGCUGAACGUGCAUCACUUUUUGCAGUUUUUCACCAUCUAUAUCUUCACUCUCCUGGGAAGUUGCCUUAUGGUGCUAAUCUUGACAGGUGACUCCAGGCUGUGGGCAUCCACACAUGUUUUGCUGGGCAAGCUCUCUUUCCUGGACCUCUGCUUCUCCAGUGUGUUUGUUCCAAAGAUGCUGGUGGGCUUCCUCAGGCCAGGGGGCUCACCCAUCUCUUUCCACAGCUGCAUGUACUCCUCCCAGCUGCUGGACAGGGACGAAUGCUUCCUCUAUAGUGUUAUGUCCUAUGGUCGCUGCCUGGCUAUCUGCAACCCACUGUGCUAUGGGGAAAUCAUGCAUCAGUCUGUGUGCAUCUGGCUGGUGGCAGGGACAUGGCUGGCUAGUUCCCUGCUUCCUGCUCUGCAUACAAUACUUACCUCUCAUUUGGCUUACUGCGGGCCCAGGCACAUCUACCACUUCUUCGGUGAUCUGCCAGCCCUUCAGGUCAUGGCUUGUGCUGGCACGUCUGCCAAGGCUAUGAACAGGUUCAGCAUUGGUGGCAUGGCUGUCAGCUGCUUCCUCUUCACCCUCACUUCUUAUGGGUGCAGA